Molecule: messenger RNA, 297 nt
Organism: Varanus komodoensis (Komodo dragon)
Lineage: Eukaryota; Metazoa; Chordata; Lepidosauria; Squamata; Varanidae
Gene: ALPK2
Product: alpha kinase 2
Exons: 3
Biological process (GO): protein phosphorylation
Molecular function (GO): ATP binding; protein serine/threonine kinase activity
Source: RefSeq, a predicted model, not a curated record
UUAGAAGGCUUUGGGGAAGUGCCUGAAAUCAUUCCUGUUUUCCUUAUUCAUCGGCCCAAGAAUAAUAUCCCAUAUGCAACGGUAGAAGAAGAGCUCAUUGGAGAGUUUGUGAAAUACUCGGUCAAGGAUGGGAAAGAAAUAAACUUCAUGAGAAGAGACUCAGAAGCUGGACAGAAAUGUUGCACCUUUCAGCACUGGGUAUAUGAAAAAACCAGUGGCAGCUUGCUUGUAACUGAUAUGCAAGGUGUAGGAAUGAAACUAACUGACGUUGGCAUAGCAACACAGGCCAAAGGGUGA